ACUUGUAUGAACCAAAAAGUCAAAAAGAGACAGAAAUAGGUAAAAUAAUAGUAGUAUUAGUAAUUUAUAUUUAGCUAGAUGCUUUGAUUGCAAGUUUUGUUGAUGAUUACAUCUCCCAUCCAUCCACUGCUACAAUUAUGCUGAGCCUCACGCUGUCCACUUUCAACCAAAAAGAGCAUAUGUCUAUUAAACAUUAUCAUUAGCACUAUAGAGUAGUUGGUCCUUAAUGCAAGUUAAAAUACCAACCAGUUCAUUCUUCACAAACAAGCCUUUCAACAAUCUCUGAAAUUCUUGCUUUUUUUUUUUUUUUUUUUUCGCGAAAAAAAUAAUGUUAUACAGAGCUAGGAGUAUUACUAGUAGGUUCUCUGAUAAAAUGAGUGCAAGUGUGCCAGUUGAGGUAGGCACAAGGGGAACUGUAGGAUCACUUUUGAAGAAGGAGAUUGAGUAUUUCAGAAAAAUUGAAUUGGAUUGUAGUAAAGGGAGUUCUACUAGUAAAUCGACGAAGAGCUCAGUGGAAAUAGAUUCAGGUGGUGGCAAUUCUUGGCCUAGUUUCGGGUUCUUGACAAUGAAAUGGAAAAAGAAGAAGAGAAGAGGAACUGGUGGUGGAUUACCUGCAAUGUGCUCUAUGGUUGAAGUUUCUGAGAGUUGUAAGAUGAGUGACAUUCCAGGGUUCAGUUAUAGGAAUCUCAAAGUUGAUUCUAAGAGAUUUGAGGAAGAAAUAACACUCUCAUAGGAGGUUUCAAUCUUUCUUGUGUCAUCUGAAUUCUGUUCAUAUAUUCUUUAGCCAAAUAUCUUGUGUUUCUGAUUGCCUUCAAUUGCUUGGAGUUUGAGAAAAUUGUCAUAUGGAGUUGUUGUUUUGGCAAGAGCAGGUAAUACCUUGGCAAUUAGGCCUGGGUAGUUACAUGUAUAGACCUUAAACGAGCACGUAUAGAACAUGAUUUAAGUUGCAUCAUUGGAUUGUGUUGUUCAUAAGCAGAUCAUCAGCAGGAAGACUUCAUUGCUAGAUAUGAAACAUAAAACAUGUUUCACGCCAAUCAAAAUACUGAAAAAUUCUAGGUUCUUGUGGUUGAAAGAAAUUUGCAGUUUUCCCUUUAUCAACCGGAGUAACUUGAACAUAGUGGGAGAGUCAUAUUCGAUGGUUACACGUGAGGUGAACUCAUGUUCAUGUUUAAUGUAUUAGACUGCAGAAUUUUCCUGUAGUUCUUACAGAUUUCAUCUUCCAUGUCAUGGUAAUUAUUCAUGCCACUUAUUCCAUCCGUUCUAAUGUUCAUGUAGUAUUUAAACUUUUGUCAUGCUAGUUCAA
This is a messenger RNA of Capsicum annuum, 1303 nucleotides long. RefSeq lists its product as uncharacterized. The record is from RefSeq and is a predicted model, not a curated record. The transcript has a single exon. The coding region runs from base 329 to 733 and encodes 134 amino acids. Lineage: Eukaryota; Viridiplantae; Streptophyta; Magnoliopsida; Solanales; Solanaceae.